Tricharina praecox is the source of this 788-nucleotide messenger RNA. Its product is annotated as PHF5-like protein. The record is from RefSeq and is a predicted model, not a curated record. Gene Ontology annotation, biological process: mRNA splicing, via spliceosome. The transcript is spliced from 2 exons. The coding region runs from base 99 to 425 and encodes 108 amino acids. NCBI's taxonomy places the organism in Eukaryota, Fungi, Ascomycota, Pezizomycetes, Pezizales, Pyronemataceae. Gene Ontology annotation, cellular component: U2 snRNP; precatalytic spliceosome; catalytic step 2 spliceosome.
CACCACCAACAACACUCUCCACUUCACUUCACUUCACUUCACCACCACCACCCUCACCACCCUCCUCCACCCACCCCCUCACAACAACCACCACCACCAUGUCCCGCCACCACCCUGACCUAGUAAUGUGCCGCAAGCAGUCUGGGAUCGCGAUCGGGCGUCUCUGCGACAAAUGCGACGGCAAGUGUCCGGUAUGCGACAGCUACGUGCGGCCGACGACGCUAGUGCGCAUCUGCGACGAGUGCUCGUUCGGCAACUACCAGAACAAGUGCGUGGUGUGCGGCGGCGAGGGCAUCAGUGACGCUUUUUACUGCUUUGAGUGCACGCGACUUGAGAAGGAUCGCGAUGGGUGCCCGAAAAUUAUUAAUCUGGGCAGCUCGAGGACGGAUUUGUUUUAUCAAAAAAAGAACUUCAGGAAUCAUUGAUACGACGACGACCACGACGACGACGCGUACGGCCGAUGCGCACCCCCGGUGCACGAAGACUGCGGUGUACUACCUUUUACCUCCCCCGACACCCACAACCACCUACGACCUACGACCUACCUCCACUACCUUUCUGUACUGUACAAUAGGCGGGCUCGAUUUCGUUUCGUUUCGUUUCUCUGUUGCGGCCUAUACUUUAGUUUUGGCGUUCAUACUACAUACCUAUGUCAUACCGUGGGCUCUAGGAUGCGUUUUAUACUGUAAUUGCAUGUAUUGGUUGUUGUCUGGCUUCUCUUUGUAUUUGCAUACUUGCCAUAGCCAUAACCAUAGCAUUGAGCGGGAUCAAGCAUCAAGCAUCGUUCA